Cladocopium goreaui is the source of this 1242-nucleotide messenger RNA. Lineage: Eukaryota; Dinophyceae; Suessiales; Symbiodiniaceae. The record is from the annotation of a GenBank genome assembly.
AUGGUCCCCCCGACAGCUUCGGAUGCUUCCGUUCCAGAUGCUCCGUCACUACCCGACGGCAUGGCACUGACUCACCUGCUCGGUUGUGCCGCAGGCAAAUCGUCAGCUUUGCACCAAGGUAGCUUCCUGGAUACCCCCGACGGCUGGCUCUCUGAGCCGGUGAUCCCUGCGGCAAUCGCAGGAUAUUCGCAAGGCUGUGUGGCCUUCCAAGAAACCCUGACAGGACCCGAUGAGUUUUGGGGGCCGGUAGCUCUGGCUGUGGCUGCAGCUGCUUUUGUGGGAGCCAACCGUCGAGGCGAUUCAGGCGGCGACGGCGGCGUAUCUGCAGCGUCCACGCCAAAGAAAGUGUGGCGAAAAGCCGAACUGCAGCAGUUUGAUGGCAGUUCUGGUGAUGUAAUUCUUCUGGCAGCUGAUGGCUUGGUUUUUGACGUCUCUUCGGCCAGGAAGCUUUAUGGCCCUGGCGGGAGAUAUGCGGUGUUGGCCGGAAGGGAUGCGACCCGGUUUUUGGGCAAGAACUCACUGGAGGAGGAAUCAGUGGAGUUACGGUCGCAGCCAUUAAAUAUGGCAGAGAAGGCAUUUCUUUCAGCUUGGGUGAUGUCAUUCAAGAGCAAGUACCCCAUCGUUGGAAACCUCGAGGAAGAGGAGUGGGAUGUCUCCCCAGCCUCCCUGCUGCGUGCAGCUGAGCUUGGCGAUGCUGAUGAGCUGCGGAGACAACUGGGAAAGGGAGCGGAUGUGGCUUUGUCGGAUGCUGAUGGUCUGCAAGGCCUUCACUGGGCAGCGCGUCAGGGGCAGACAGCAGCUCUGCAAGUUUUGUUGGAGGCAGGCGCCAACGCUGAAGGUCGAGAUUUGAAGGGUCGAAGUGCUUUGCACUGGGCAGCAACCUUUGGACAUUUGGCGGCAUCAGAGGUGUUGCUGGAGAAGAUCCCAGUAGAGGCAUCCGCUGCCGACCAUUGGUUGCCACUGCACUUCGCGGCGCAAAACGGCCAUGUUGAGGUUGUGCAGGCUCUCCUCAAAAAAGGUGCUGAUGUGAACAGGGCGUCCAAAGCAGGGGUCACCGCUCUCAUGGGCGCAGCACGUGGCGGGCAUCGACAAGUCGUGGAAGUCCUGCUGGCCGCAGGAGCAGAUCAAGGUGCUGCAGUAAACGGAAAGACUGCUCAGACAUGGGCAGAAAAUCAAGGCUUGAAUGAGAUUGCGGAGCUCAUUGCAUCCUAUGGGGCUGACAAUGAGAGAAGACAACCGUGA